Molecule: messenger RNA, 1067 nt
Organism: Homalodisca vitripennis (glassy-winged sharpshooter)
Lineage: Eukaryota; Metazoa; Arthropoda; Insecta; Hemiptera; Cicadellidae
Exons: 5
Coding region: 127-630 (167 amino acids)
Source: RefSeq, a predicted model, not a curated record
GACUAGAGCCACAUAUAUAACGCGGUUGUUUAUGGCCAUUGUUGCAGUUCCUGACGUACUGUGUGUAACAUCUUGUACACAACACCGCGCCUACCUCAACGUGAUAUUACAUCUCAAAACGUGGAAAUGCGGAAAUACGAUGGAUGCUUCCAGACAAAGCUGAUAACACCAAUCAAAAUGGCAGUUGCAUUAAGUCUCCUCAUGCUCAUGUUGGUGGGUGCUGAUACCGACAUUAACUCGUUCCACUCAGACACGAUGACGGAGACCACUACACACUGGUCAAUGACGAGGCCCCCUACAACAAUGACCCCUCCCCCCGAGGUUGAGGAUGACCCUGUCAACGUCACAGCUCGUAUCGGCUCCGAGGUCUUCUUUGACUGCAAGAUACCCGUACAGGGCACUGUGGUGUGGGCGUACGUAAAUCCAGAAUCCAAAAUCGAAUCCAUAGAAAUACUAAAUUGGAGGUCCCGAACUGAGCACUUGACUUUGAGUUUCAAAGCCCCAAACAACCACCGCCUGAAGAUCGAUUCUGUCAAGCACGCAGACGAAGGUUACUACAAAUGUGUCUUAAGCUCUCAUCGAAAGAAAGUUACGCAGGUCUUCCUUAAAGUAAUCGAAGCUGAAAACUGACCAAAGGACGGUAUCGAGGUGCCAUGGAAACCAUAAUUAUAAUUUAAAGCAAAGAACAUUGACUGUAUAAAACACGGAGAAACAAUGUAUCGUUGGGAAAAAAUAAUGAUAGUGGUAAUGCAAGUUUUGAAUAAAUUAAUUGAAGUGAUUUAUAUUCUAUAAAAUUAUUCAUCAACGAUGUGUAAAUAAUUUUAAACGUAUAAAUAUAACGUAUUAAUAGAUUCUAGAUUAUUAAUAGCUUAUAUAACGUAUUAAUGUAACCAUUUUAUUCAAGUGAAUGAUACACUUUACCAAAAUUAUAUAUUAAUUACAUUAAUAAGUAUUUAUAUAAUUUAAAUGUUUAAUGUAUAUCACGCUUAUUCAUUUUCCUGGGGUUUUGUUUCGUAAAUUUACUUGUAUCAGAUGUAAAAUAUACUUAAAUAAACAAUUAAAAACUU